AAGAAAGGAAGCAACGUUAAAUCAUAGAAUUUGCUGGCACGCUUUUGAAGUCCCACCUCCUUCCAUGUGUUCCACCUAACUCAAUCACUCCAUGCUGAUAUGUCACCUCCCACCAUGCAUGACUUUUCAAGAAAAGCACCAAAACUCUCUCUCUCUCUGGAGAUCGCGAUUGACGAAACCAUAGGCCAGUGGCCGUUUUAUUUGGAACCUGUGUUUCUUCUCCCCAGGGGUUCUUGUUGUUUUAAUCUUAUAAAGAUCACAUAUUUGUGGGGGCAAUCAGACGGGCUCUUAGAAAUUUUAUGUGAUUGGAUUGUGAGAUUUUAUUACCUGGCGGGUUUAAAGAUGUACGCGGUGGAGCGGCUAAGUAGCUACAUCACCAGGGGGGUGUACACUGUCUCCGGUCCAUUCCAUCCAUUUGGUGGGGCGGUGGAUAUAAUUGUAGUUGAACAGCAAGAUGGGAGCUUCAAGUCUUCGCCUUGGUAUGUUCGGUUCGGGAAAUUUCAAGGGGUUUUGAAGGCCAAGGAGAGGGUGGUCAACAUUUGUGUCAAUGGAGUCGAAGCUGGUUUCCACAUGAAUUUGGAUCAUAAAGGAGAAGCUUACUUUCUCAGGGAGGUAGAUGUGGAAGAAGGGGAAAUUGUACCAUAUUCUGUGUCCUCUGGGGAUGAGACGGAAGGGCGGUUCCAGAAUGAUAGGCGGUCUUUGAAGUCCAAAAGUUACAAUUUUGAUGCUAAUACGUCUAAUUCAGCUGAUAAGAUUGAUCUUUUGAGGAAUGGGAAGGCUUUGGCAAGGACUACUUCCCGGCGGCCAAGGAUACUUGGGCUUGUUUUUGGGCGGAGGAGGUCGAUGAAGGAGGAAGGUUAUCAGGAGGGAGAGGGUGAUGAUGGCGUGGCAAGGGCUGAUUCAUUGGAGCGUGCUGAGAUUGCAGCCAACCUCUUGGAGGUUAAGUGGUCUACGAAUCUUUAUAAAUCCCGGAAAGGUGCCAAUAAAGAUGUGCAGAUUACUGAUGGAAAAGGCGAGGUGAGCUCAUCUGAGCAUGGCAAUGUGAAAAAUAGUUUGGAUCAAUAUGUGUUACACGAGCAAACUGGUUCCCACAAUGAGCAAAUGGGUGAAAGCUCUCUCUCUGGAUUUGAAAAUCUGCAGAGUUUUGUUGAGGAAACUAGAAUAGAAGUUGCAUGUUUUAGCACCCCAGAACAAGUUACUGAAACUUCUGUUGCAGGUGAAAGUGUUUUGGAAGGGAAAUGUGAGUUGAUGUCUACAUUAUCAAGAAAGAUUGAUGUGGGGGAUACUGAAAAUGAUGAGAACACAAAAGUUCAAGAUUCGAUUGAGCAUGAAGGACACCCUGGAAAGCAUAUUGAUGAAGAACAGGUUUUCCAUGUAACGAAUGUUUUGCCAGGCUGUGGCAUUUCCCAGGAGGAGAGUGAAACAGAUAGAGUUCGCUCAUUUAUAUAUUGUGAAACAUCCGAGAGAUCAAUAGUGGCAAUGGAUGUUACCAGUGAACAAACGCGUGAGACGAUGUACCUUGGCAGUGGAGAACUCGGGGAAGUCCAUGUUCAUACUGAAAUGCUGCAUUCAACAACUGAACUGCUAUCGGAGGAUACAGUUACUCUUCAAGUUGCUGAGGAUGGUGAUUUUCAGACAGACCCAGUGGAGGAUCCAGUGAAUCAUUCCCAGGAAAUGAAUCCUUCUCGUUCUUUCAUACAUAAAUGCAAUGUGAUGGACCUUGAAGGGCCAUCGAUAGAACCAGAGGUCGAUACCCAAAUGGUCAGUGUGGGCCCGACACUUGGUUUAGAUGACAAAGUAGUGUCACAGAGCAUUUGCACCAUUUCCGGUUUCAGCAACUCAGCUCAUCAGGCUCAAGAUAAGGAAAACAACAAGGAUGAAGAAAUCACAAGCAAGUUCCAACCUUCUUUGGAGUCUAUUGGUGACUGUGUCCCGAUAAAAGCAAUAAGUACCCUGUCAUUAGGGAGUUCAGAGGAAGAACAGUUUCUCUUCAGUGACCUUGAUGAAAUCAGUGAGGUGCAGCGCAUGGAGUCAAUAUAUCCAGUGCAUGUGGAUAAAGAAAGUCCCUCAAGUAGUCCUGAAGACAUUAAAGAAGCAAAUAGGUUAGUCAACGAAAGAUAUGACCCAUCUUUGUUAUCCGAAAAAUCUGCUCAAGAGAAUCCAUUUAUUGAUCUUGAAGGCUCGAUAGAAAAAUUAAGGAUAUCAUCAAGCCCCAUCAUCAUACCUAGAAGUCAUAAGGUUUCUGGUGAGGAAGUUGGGCGGCUGGUAGAAUCAUUGCCCAAUUUGUGGUCUCACACCGUAAGUCCAGAUGCACAUGACUUUUGUCGUCCUCUCAGCCAAUCACUGGAUUCAAGUUCCAAAUCCUUGAAUUCAAAAUUGCAGAGCAAUGAUGAUUCAAGCUAUAUAAAGUCUGACAAAGAUCCACAAUUGGCACUGGAGCAGCCAAAUAUUGAGGAUACACAGAUUACAGUGGAGCCUAUAAAUGGUCUUGCCAAUUCUGCAGUCGAGAUAUCUCUUUGCAAGCACUUGUUAUAUGAAGGGAUGGGGGCUGAUGCAGCUUCUCAAGCAUUUGAUGCUGAAAAGUUGGAUGUAAAUAGAUUUACCUCUCUAGGUCCUGAGGUUAUGAAGGAUGAUAGGCUUGUUGUCAAAAUUUAUGGCCUUUAUUUCCCAUGGGAUGUGGCUGGUCCUAUUGUGUUAGGGAUGGUCUCAUUUGGAAGUGAACAAAUAUUUGAACCAACAGGCAUGAUAGCAGUUGACAAAGUUGAGAAAUCUCUUACAGGAGAUCCAUCAAAAUCCAGUGUUGCCUCAAGGGGAGGCUGGAGGAUUUGGCCCUUUUCUUUCAGGAAAUCAAGGUCCAAGAAGGGUUUGCAGCCAGUUCUGAAAGAUGUCAGAAAUUCUGAUGUUGAGAAUGCUUCAGAGAGCACGAUGGGGAUGGGUGAAGAUAAAAAUGUGCUUAAACCGAAGGUGGUGAGGAAGAUUGUUAGGGAAAUGACUCCAACAUCUGAGCAACUAGCAUCGAUGAAUCUAAAGGAAGGGAGGAACACAGUAACUUUCACAUUCUCCACGGCGAUGCUGGGGAAGCAGCAGGUUGAUGCAAGAAUAUAUUUGUGGAAAUGGAACACUCGUAUAGUAAUCUCAGACGUGGAUGGGACAAUUACAAAAUCGGAUGUUCUAGGUCAGUUCAUGCCUUUCGUUGGGGUCGAUUGGUCACAAACAGGCGUUGCACAUUUAUUUUCGGCCAUUAAGGAAAAUGGGUAUCAAUUGCUCUUUCUUAGUGCACGUGCAAUUUCUCAGGCUUAUCACACUAGACAAUUUCUAUUCAACCUUAAGCAGGAUGGGAAGGCUUUACCGGAUGGGCCUGUUGUUAUUUCUCCUGAUGGACUUUUUCCUUCUCUUUAUCGAGAAGUAAUCAGGAGGGCUCCUCAUGAAUUCAAGAUCUCGUGCUUAGAGGAUAUCAGGGCAUUGUUUCCUUCUGAUUGCAAUCCAUUCUAUGCUGGUUUUGGAAACAGAGAUACUGAUGAAUUUAGCUACCUUAAGGUUGGAAUCCCGAAAGGAAAAGUUUUUAUUAUUAAUCCGAAGGGUGAGGUUGCUGUAAACCGCCGUGUUGACACAAGAUCAUAUGGUUCACUUCAUGCUCUUGUGCAUGACAUGUUUCCACCUAUGACCUCGUCUGAGCAGGAGGAUUUCAAUUCGUGGAAUUACUGGAAGUUGACACCUCCUGUUUUCCAUGUUUGAAAGAGUCAGGCGCAUUAAUUGAUUAACCCUCUCGAUGUGGAGAUGGAUUAGUGUUGCAAGUGCCUGUAUGGAGUUAUCCUGGGUAUAUGUGACCAAGGCUGAUGGCAAAAGUUUCACUUUGUUCAUAUUUUGCUUGGCUGGCUGUUUUAUUGGCAACUAGAAAGUAGCUAUAGAAGAUUUACAGUAGAGGAGUUGGAUCUGUCACUCCUGUAUUCUGCUUGGAUACAUCAAAAUCAGCAAAAAAAAAUUCAGUUUUGUAGUACUCUGCUCUUGCCAUUUACUAACAAUCCAAUACGCAAGCAUCUGCUGAAAUCCCAUUAGUUAGGCAUACUUUGUUCUGGUGUAAAAAUUCUCUUCCAAAUGCAAAAUAGUUUCUCAUGAUCAGUUCAUAGCUAGGUGAUACCCGGUUGAUAGUUGAUUGCCAUGUGUAUAUGUCCAUGUCAGGACCCUUUUCCUCUUUCUUUGGAUAAUUAUUAUGGGUACUCCUUAUGGUUCUUUUUCA
Messenger RNA from Alnus glutinosa, 4237 nucleotides. Its product is annotated as phosphatidate phosphatase PAH2. Gene Ontology annotation, molecular function: phosphatidate phosphatase activity. The transcript is spliced from 13 exons. The record is from RefSeq and is a predicted model, not a curated record. Bases 100 to 3735 code for a protein of 1211 amino acids. NCBI's taxonomy places the organism in Eukaryota, Viridiplantae, Streptophyta, Magnoliopsida, Fagales, Betulaceae.